AUGGCGGCGGAACGGCCACGCCCCACGUGGCUGCGGAGACCCUUUUCCCAAAAUGGAGAGCGGGGAGGGAGAGGACGUCCGUCAGAGGUUAGCUCCGCCCCCGGAGACAGCGAGAGCCAAUUAGCAACCCGCAAGGCGGGCACGCGCGAGGCUAGGGGAGGAGGCUGCCGUUGCCCCGGCAACCACCGAAGAGAACGAAGGCGGUCGCGGCCUGGGAGGGAUCGCGGCGCCGCGGGCCUCUCCCUGCCGGAAAGGUCCCUCCCGGGAGAGCGCGAGACAGGCGGGGAGUCAGCGCCCGUGGAGAGCGGGGCAGGUCAGGUCCAUGAACUCCAAUCCCGAAGCCGCUUUCGCGCCUCCUGUUAG
Molecule: messenger RNA, 363 nt
Organism: Pipistrellus nathusii (Nathusius's pipistrelle)
Lineage: Eukaryota; Metazoa; Chordata; Mammalia; Chiroptera; Vespertilionidae
Source: the annotation of a GenBank genome assembly